Electrophorus electricus (electric eel) is the source of this 1292-nucleotide messenger RNA. NCBI's taxonomy places the organism in Eukaryota, Metazoa, Chordata, Actinopteri, Gymnotiformes, Gymnotidae. The record is from RefSeq and is a predicted model, not a curated record.
UCUAUCGCGAGCGUACUAGUUCUGGCUUAGAAAGUCUCGUUGAUGUUCGUCUUCACAUAACGUUAAAUUAAACACAAAAAACAUGAAAGACGCUGAGGGGUUGCCCGUGGAAACGGAAGCACUAAAAGCGUCUAAGGAGGCUGUAGACUUUCUGUGCAGCAUCGGCCCAGAAGACGUGGAUCGGUGCCUGUUGGUGAACUCUCUGGUGACCGUAUCCCACAGUGGCAGGGAGGUGGGAGAGUUUCGUGUUAGUGUCCAAAAGUCCAGCUACAACGAGGAGCCCUGCUACACGGUGCAAGCUGAUAGUCACGGAAAAAUUGAGGACUGGCCCUGUGGCACCUCCAUUGCGGCCUACGUGUCUGGAAGGCUCGAGACAUUAGAAGAGAAUCAUCAUGAAUAUAUGAAGCUGCAGGAACACACGCUGGACAGGAAGGUGCACAUAGUGAGACAAGACGGCCAUCUAGUGGUGAACAGAGUCAUUACAGAAAGAGAGGAAGUUAAUAAGCAUACGUUCACACUACCACUGGACUCUCUACGCGGGUUUGUGUCUGAAGCGUCCAAUCUCGUGAUGGUGCACAUUUUGGCUCAGCGAAAGAAGGUUCCAGAAAACAUGGUGUUCCUGUCAUUCGAUGCCGACACUCAAAUCGCUCUUUCAACCUACCGGGAGCUGGGGUCAAAGAAGCAGGUCGUUGGCAAAGAGUUGGUAGAUGUGUUUGGCAUUGAGAGGACCAUCUCCCCUACGGGAGACCACCCAGCUACCUGGCACUGCUACUUUCUGCCGGAUGGACAUUUAGCAAGUAGAGUGGAAGUGGGCUCGCCGGUCUCAAUGAUCCUUCUCCAGACUCCUGUCCCACCUGACGCAGGUCGGGGCGUUUUACCAAACCUGGCCCUUUUCAGCGUGAACCUUUACAUCAACGUUUACCAUGUUUUUUUUUGUUGUUUAUGGUUUUUAUUUUCCUCAGAGGACGGAGACCACAAGCCAGUCUUUGAGAAAAAACCCCUCAUCUGGGAGGAGGACAUGGAACUGUACUCAAAGUUUCUUGAUAGAAAGGAGGAGCUGAAAGCAGACCACUGCUCCUACGUUAGCCAGCACCCUGAGCUGAAGACGCUCCUGGCUGACUUCCUGCAGCUUCUGCUGCUGAGGAAACCAUGCGAUGUUUUUUCUUUUGCACGCGACUUCUUUGCCCCUUUUACCUUGCUACGUCCGCCGGACAGCAUCUUCGAGGCUUCGAGAUGCACGAUGGAUGCUAGAGUACAGAGAGAUGGAGAAUGCUAACUGAUUAAACCUUUGU